Messenger RNA from Rhizophagus irregularis DAOM 181602=DAOM 197198, 1046 nucleotides. RefSeq lists its product as uncharacterized. NCBI's taxonomy places the organism in Eukaryota, Fungi, Glomeromycota, Glomeromycetes, Glomerales, Glomeraceae. The record is from RefSeq and is a predicted model, not a curated record.
ACACAAUUCGUCUGACUUUUAAAAAACUUAUAAAAUAUCGAGUGAAUUCCUUUUUACUCGUUACUGUGCGGUAUAUAAACUGACAUAUUUGAUCUUUAAUCAUUCACUUUCUUCAUAGGAUUGUUCAAUUCAUUCCUCCUAAUGAUUUUACCCCCAACGAUUAAAGAAAGGAUGUCUUCAUUCAUUGAGAAUAACAACUUUCAAAUUGUGUAUGAACAAGCAAAUACAAUCAACCGCAUCGCAAAUGCAGUAAUUCCAGCUCCUUCCUUCGAAUUACCAUUUCCCCCUCCGAUUAAAGCAAAAGAUUUAAUAGCUCGAAAAAAAAAUGGGGCUAUACCAUCUCGAUCUCCUAACGCGUUCUUAAUCUAUCGUAGAGUUUUUGUUCAAUUAUUAAAAGCGCAUAAUUACGCAUUUAAAAUGACGGAUGUAUCCUCCAUGGCAUCCGCACGUUGGAAAGAUGAACCUGAACACGUCAAGCGAGAAUACUUGGUCAUUGCUGGAGAAGCUAAGACCAUGUUAACUACUACUCGUCAUAAAACUUUGUCUUUUUCACAACGCAAGUGGCGUGACCACUCCAACAAAAAUAGUAAUACACGAACUCAAAAAGCUAAAACUUCUCCCACUCCGCAAUCGCCACGCAAGAAACAACAAACAUCCCAGUCUUCUACACAAGAACCUAAACAACAACCUAGACAUCAAUUUCAACCUUUAAAUAUUUCUCAACCCAUUUUCGAUAAUGUCGAGGAUCAUUCACCCUCCUUUGCAGAUACUAUGGAAGAAGUUAGCAAUUUAUUUGACGAUAUUAUUUUGUCUCAAAGUUCAGUUUCUGACUUUCCCGUUUAUCCCGAUAGCGAAUAUUUACCUUUCACUAACGCUGAUUAUGACAUAUUUAACCAACCAAGUUAUCCCAUGACUAAUAAUUAUUGGGCUCCCAACGAAUUGUUUAUUUUCGAUAUAAAUAAUAAUCAUUUAAAUUAGAAAGACUUCAAGUUACUUUUUGUAUAUUUUAACGAUUAUAUUUGUAUCUAAAUAAGAUUACAUACACA